AUGUCGAACAUUCAAGAUUCGUCACCGGUUGACGAUUUGGCUUCCUUGUUCUCGCGACUCAAUCUAGGUGCCACACCCUCCCAAGACCCAGUAGAGCAGUUGCUGGCUAGGAUUCAAGCGCGGUGGAACACCGAUCUUCUGGACUAUACUGAGCUAGACCGCGAGCCUGGAAGUGGCAAGAAAUUUCUUGACGCUGUUUUCCGUCGCGUUGAAAAGUUAGACCUCCCGCGCGAUCGUAUUCCUCUUAAAUUGCGGACAGCUCUCUUCAAGGACGGUGGCGAGGAUGAACCUUGGCAGAGACUCCAGCCCCUGCCAGAUGAUCAACUGGACAGUUUGAUGGCCGGGAAGGAUAUCGCAAAAUUUUUGCAAUUUGCCUGCGCACUCGAACGGCCGCCUGCCGCGAUUGAGACAAUAGCCGAGCAGCAAAAGCGGCUGGACAGGGCCUUCCAUGAAACGUUCCGCGGACGCUUCGAUGAAUUGUUUGAGAAGUCCUUGGGUGUUUACGCGGGAAUAUACGACAAAAGUAUAUAUUACGGUCGCAUGAUACCGUUCGUUCAAGCUAGCGGAACAGGUAAGACUCGUUUGGCGUGGCAGCUUGGGCUUCGAAUGCCUGCGUUCUGUGUUUGUUUCCGAGAGGGCGAACUACCAACUUCAGGAUGGCCUCCUCGUGACGUCAGCCGAGAGUUCUUCGAUGGGCUCGAUGGGCCGUUCACCUUCCUGGCGGAGGAGAAGGCGGCUGCCUUUCUCGGUGCGCUCGUGGAGGUUUUGCACCACACAGCACCUGCCGUGCACCACACAGCACCUGCCGAUCUGGAGGCCUGGGUCAAAGCCUGGUCUAUCGAGGAUCCAACCGAUCUUGAGAGAUCAAGUCGCCACGGUCACUUUGAGGAGGUGAAAAAACUUACUAGAGAGCGGCUGACUAAGUACAAGGAGGAAUUGUUUGCCUUGAGAUUGAAGCACCACAUCACUGCUGCAGCGGAAGCUGAUAACAACACCAGAGGUGGAAAAUCCGGAACCAGCGUCACCGGCUGGCACGUGGCUUUGUUCACAAGGCUCGCGAAGCCGGCUUUCGAUCUACUCGCGGAAUCGGUGCACCGUCUAAAACAAAAGAGAUUCCUUCUGAGUCUCGACGAGUGUACAGAACUGAACGAUCCCGGCCUACUUGUCGGUCCGAAAGGUCCUCAGCGAGAGAUGUCACUCAUUGCUCUCCAGCGUAUCAUCAAGGCCGCAGACGAAUGCACUUUCCCGCACGAUAUCGAAUUUUGGUAUAUGCUCUUGGACACGAAUUCCUCCGUGUAUGAACUCGCUUCUUCCGGGCCAGAUGCGUCCUCGUUUCGCUUAGCGAGUGCACUUAAACCCUUGCCUGUGUGGUGUUACGUCGAUUUCGACCAAAUGCGUCAAGAUAACAAGCAAGAUGACAAGCAAGAUGACAAGCAAGGUGCCAAGCAAGAUGACAAGCAAGAUGACAAGCAAGGUGCCAAGCAAGAUGACAAGCAAGGUUCCAAGCAAGAUGACAAGCAAGGUGCCAAGCAAGAUGACGAGUUUACAAACGCGGAGGACGCUCUUCUGAUCUCCUUCCUUGCAGCAUUGGGCCGGCCUUAUUGGUAUACCCUUCGCUACUCUCCAGACCUUGUGCGUGCUGCAAUUAAGAAGCUAAUCUAUAACGACAAAUUCGAUCCAACAAACCGUGAACAUGUGUUCGCCGUCUUCGCAAACAGGAUCGUGCUGGAACUGAAUCAUACGAUGGAGUCCAGCCGCAUCGCUAUAAACGCUGUACGCAGUCACAUGCGCCUCCUGAUCGGUGUCCAUGAUACGUUCAUCACCACCGCCGCGCCUUCGGAACCUAUGCUUGCCGUCGCUGCUGCAGAAGUCCUGAACUUGAACCCGCAGACCUACGCCAGGGCGUUGGACACGCUGAUGCGACGACUCAUCAUGGACGGGGUCGUGACUGAUCGAGGGCGACAAGGUGAAUUAUGCACCAGGCUCUUACUCACCCUCGCGCGCGACAAGGCGACGCUUCCGAAGGGAGGAAAGUUUGUGGAUUCCACUCGGCGCGCUGUCCGCCCGUUGAGACUGUCAGACUUUCUGAAGACCUUGCUUGGCGACGACCUCGGCGUCAAGCAUCAGGAAACGACUGUAGAAGCCACGGUUGGGGAGCCCACGACUCAGAAGCCCAAGGCUAAGAAGACCAAGGCUGCCAAGCCCAAGGCCGCCAAGUCCAAGGUUGACAAGGCUGAGGCUGACAAGGCUGAGGCUGAGCAGCCCAAGGCUGAGAAGGCCAACCCUAAGGAUUUUGUCAAAGACGCAGACAAGCUCUGGAUCAACUUUACUCACUGGGUCCAAACCUCCGAAGAGCUCAGCGUCAUUACUCGCAAGUGGCUUGCUGAGCUGUGGAAGCGGGGUGCCGGCGUACAGUGCACCCAUAUUCAGGCGUUGUUCGAUUCGCUGUUCGUAACAUACAGCGGAGACCUCAACGAGCCUUUCGACGAGAGUUUGCUCGGAUAUGUCAUCGUUCAGAUCAAAGCGAAAACGAAAGCAUCUGCAUAUAGCCUAGUUGCUGGACUGGCAGGCCCUAUCAUUGAACGCACUGACAAAUCAGGCGCGGUUGUGCGAUAUAAACCCGAGAACUACGUCGCACUUUUUAUGGACUUCGCUACCGAGAGCGCAUUCGGACACGCUGGCGGGCCUCGCGUUGCUCUCGAAAUUGGGCAACCUGCGAAACAGACGCACGGCGGCUGGAUAGGAUAUCUGGAAAAAGACAAGGAGCCGAAGCGAUACUGCCUAAACAUUCGGGGGCACGACAGUUCGGUUUACACCGUGAUCACCCCGGAAUUCAAGGCGCAGUUUGAUCUGCUAUUCGCACACUCGAUUGACACGCGUGGGCCCUUUGAGGAGGCCAAGGACGCCAUGGACUCGGCUAUAAAUCCUAUAUCGUCGAUUCUGCGCAACGACCCUGCAUCGUUGAAGGCCGAGAAGAAAGCGGCGAAGGCAGCGGAGAAGGCGAAAGAGAAAGAGGAGGAGGUGGAGGAGGAGGAGGUGGAGGAGGAGGAGGCGGGAGGAUCGAGCAGUAAGUGA
Messenger RNA from Laetiporus sulphureus 93-53, 3075 nucleotides. RefSeq lists its product as uncharacterized. The transcript is spliced from 6 exons. NCBI's taxonomy places the organism in Eukaryota, Fungi, Basidiomycota, Agaricomycetes, Polyporales, Laetiporaceae. The coding region runs from base 1 to 3075 and encodes 1024 amino acids. The record is from RefSeq and is a predicted model, not a curated record.